Molecule: messenger RNA, 3757 nt
Organism: Scleropages formosus (Asian bonytongue)
Lineage: Eukaryota; Metazoa; Chordata; Actinopteri; Osteoglossiformes; Osteoglossidae
Product: mucin-5AC
Exons: 5
Coding region: 650-1516 (288 amino acids)
Source: RefSeq, a predicted model, not a curated record
GCGCUCACUUUCCACCGCAGUGUGUGAAGCACAGAGCCCUGGCGGUGGAUGUGACUUCAGCGAGGAGGGACAGUCCCCGUUGGUCCACAGCAUCUCGUCGCGGCUCCACACAGGCGCUCCUGUGGGCGUGGGGCUAAACACGUGGCACUGAGUGAGCGCGUCUGUGCGCUAAAAUUGGAGCGGAGGACCGGAGCGCUUGGUGACAGCGGCGCCCUCACCGCCCUGCACUUGGACGUCACCCCCCCUCUCUCUGCCCCGCUCGGACCUGGACGGCCGCACUUCCAGCCGACUAUUUUAAAUGCGUUUCUUGGAGGAAACUCAGCGUCACCGUCGCAUCCUUCCACUAGCUGCAAACCGCCGGGCUUUUUUGACUUUUCCGGGCACCGCGGAGCCCCCGCUGCGCCUUCUUUCUUCGUCGCUCGCUGCGCCUUCAUCUCAUCUGUCAUCCGCCACCCAUCAUCUUCUGCCUACGAGCCCUUCAUCGCUCAUGCGGCACCUGUGAUCUUCUGCCGCCCUUCACGUGCCGCUGAUCGUCCGUCCGUCCCGUCCGUCUCGUCCGUCCGCCGCCCGCGGCGCUCGCAGCAAACUAAACUACGGGCAGUGGAGAAGAAGAGCGCAGGGAACGGCGGCGCGGUAAAGCGAGGCGAACAUGAUGGGGAGAAAAGUGAGUUUGCUGCUCCACGGACUGGCCUUCCUCGUGGGCUGCUCCCACCUUACAGGUCAUGACCGCUACGCACUGGCCUCAAGCGACCCGGAAUCGGAGACGCCAAAGCCAAUGACUGAUAGAACGGAGCAAUUCAACACUUCUUUCAUCACCACCAUGGGAACCCCAUCUUCAGAGGCUCCCAGGAAGUAUAACGACAGCGCUUCCGGAAACCCUCCGACAGUCCCAAAAGAAACAGCGUUAACGUCGGAACAGCCCUUUCAGAAAAGGAAUGACAGCAUAUCUGUGACCCCCACAGAAAACGCACCACAACCCACAACUCUGAGCAACAGUACAACUGCUGGGCCAGCAGCAACUGACAUCUCAGAUUUCAACAGAACGUCUCCGCUGACAAAUGAAAGCACAGCUGGGGGGCUCACCCAGACCCCUGGGAAUCAGGUCAAUUUCAGCAGCACCACCCUCAACACCACUUCCUCUUCAUCCGCUUCAACCCAGCGGCCUGACAACGGCCUUUUCACCACCCGCAUGCCACAUGCCACUCUACAUCCUUCUACAGUGCCUGAGACCACCAUGACCCACAGCCUGCAGAUGUCCAGCUUGUCCACCCAAGCCAAAGUCAACGAGAACAGUCCUUCGCAGCUCAACGUGGGAGAGAAGGACCAAGACCUGCGCAGAUCAGGACCCCUGCUGGCUGGCCUCGUGUCCGUGUUCGUUUUAGCCGCCGCCGUCAUUUCCCUCCUCCUCUUCCUCAAGUUCCGGCAGCGGAGCAGCCGUCCAGAGUUCCGCAGAUUACAAGAUCUACCUAUGGACGAUAUGAUGGAGGACACGCCACUCUCCAUGUACAGCUACUGAAAAGAGGCUUAGGUGGUCAAGCUGACGCGCAUCCUCCGAGCUCCUGUUCUUGGCUAAAGCAUCGCUUUUGAUUUUGAUUCCAUGUCCGAAAGGUGGCGUCUCUGGUGGAUGUUGCCCGACUGGAAUUGUGAGCUGCAGUAGAAUUCAAAGCCUUCAUUUCACUCAGAUUACAGGUGUUGGAUGUUUAUUAAAGAGGAGAAGGGGGAAAUUGACUGUGCAUUGGGCCUCAUAUGGAUCCUUCAUCAGGGUCUUUGCUUAUGGCUGUCAUUAUGUGUUUUUAAACCCUCUUGGAGAGGUACUUGGAGUACAGAGACUGUCACAUUUAGCACCAAAGGAAUUGAUCUGUAAAGCAAACAAGUAAAAGUAGUUCGGUUUGGUUAUAUACAUUUUUUGCAUGUUUGAUGGACCUUCCACAUUGAUACAUUUCCUCAGUCUAUCGCCCUCAGCUUUGCACUCCUGGUUUUGUUACUGCAAGGACAUGGUUGUUAAUAUGUGUAAGUAGUUUUGCCAGUGUUCCUUUAUGCUGUUGCCUGCUUCUGGUGGCCUUAAAUGGGAAAUCAAAACGCGCACAAGACCGAUUGGCUGAGCAUCGGCAAAAUCCGCGAUGAAUUCAGAAUCAGCAUGUUGCCUUCUGUUCUGGCUUGUUUUGUAGUAGCACCUGUAACCAGUUAAUACUGGAGAAUGGAUUGUAUGUAUUGUGCUUGACUCAAGUGUCAUGACUUUUAAUUUGCGCAAGGUUGUGGUGAAUGUUCACGAAGGGUGUUUUUUUUUUCCACCUAAAUGUGUGGUAGAACUGUGUUUUAGGAAAGAACUUAGUCAAAACAAUCUCUGUACAGGUUUAGCUUAAACUGCUCUUGAUUCAUGGGAACCUCAAGAUUUAUUUUGUGAUAUUUCUGGCUUUCUCACAUGUGAAGUUUUAUUUCAACUUAAUUGAGCACAACUUUCAUGUAGGCUUUGCAGCAUUAGCAUCAGCAUAAGUGUAUAUACAGUGUAAGAAUUCUAAAUUACAUUCACCUUUACAAUAGGUGGAAAAUUAUAAAUUUUAAGGCAUGGUUUGUUGUUUCUGAGCCUCUCAGAGUAGUCAGUAAAGUGUCACCCGUUCAUUCCGGUGACAAAUGUAACAAUGUUAAUCAAAAUCAGUACUUGGACAAACUCAAGUGUUCCCACUUACUGAAGCAGCUGCAAAUAUACUAUAUUCAGCAAAAUUAACAUUCAUCAGUAAAGUUACGUCCAGGACACAGUAACUCUUCUAAACACUUUACGGCUAAAUUUUGAGUCAUUAAGCUCAUUAUAAUAAGUAUUCUGGUUAUUUGUUGGAUUAAUGCAAUCAUGGGCAAAAGUAAUGACUUGAAAAAGGAGCAAGCUGGAUACGCAGAUAUUGUAGCUGGACCUAUUCCUGGGGAACUCAUUGAACACACUCCCAAAACCUAGAUUAGAGAUCCAGAACUGCCACCCUCAAGUGCAGCCUUUUUAAACUCCAUAAUAUUUUAAAGUCAUUAUUUGCAUAGAAAUUCACUGAGUGCAUAGAAAUUCAUUGAGUCUCAAGGGUAAAUCUAUUAUUAAAUUGAAGAUGAAUCAAAACUGUUUACAUCAGGACUAGAGUUAGCCACCUCACAAUGGUCCAGAGCCAAUCCUGGGAAGCGUAUGGCACAGGGUGGGGUACAUCCGAAUGGGAUCUCAGGGCAUCACAGGGCAAGAACGAAGUCACACACAAGGCAAUUAAGGAUCACCAAUACAUCUGAAACACACAUUCUCCUGGCAUGACUUCUUCCCAGCAGAAGUCCAGGCAAAUACAAGAACAAGCAAACUCUACAUAAAGCUCAAUUUAAACCCAGGUCUGAAGCAACAGCUCAGCUGGGAAGCAUCCGUUCUAACCACUGCACCACCAUAUGUGUGGGAGUGACAUUUCCAAUCACACUGGCGUUCACUCCACUGUAUUACACUUGCACUGAGGGUGAGCAACAGGGCAGACCUUCUAUAUCAUCUUACUGAAAAGCCAUAUAUUUUAAGUAAGUACAAAGAAAAAUGUUUUCUUUCAGGGGUGAAAAUAAAUUCAGACCUACAAAAAAUUUUACAGUGAUAGGAAAAAACCUCUAUGCAUCAAGAGGGGACAUUUGAGAUUUACAUCCCUGUAAUGUAUUUUACCUGUGAAUCUGCCAAAAUAAUGUAUUUUAUCAAGAGUACUGUAAACAGUGGACAAUAAAUGUUUUUCUUUUUUUUUAAUAAAGAAAAAUAUUUAAA